CAUCAGGAAGCGCAUUUCAAAUACUCUAAUGCAAGUUUCUCGUGAGUGCUCUUCAGCAUUUAAUUUGUUGGAAAAAAGAAGUUGCAGAGAAAUCCCUCAAAAGGCGUGUUCUUAAGUGCUCAAACUUUUUAAAGAGAGCAAAAUAUAUCAUUUUGACUCUUGAGUUUCUCUCUGCUACAAAAUUAGGGUUUCAACAAGAGGCACACCAGGGUCGUCACUUUCCUGUCGUUGGGCGGGAAAGGAAAACUAGGGUUUCAGGCUCUGAUUUGUGAAAAGGAAUAGGGUUUUGAGCAGGUGAAAAACUAGGGUUUCAAUAUAUUGAGAGAAAAAAUGGGGUUCCAUAUGCAACCCUAUGGGAUUCAGGCCAUGCUCAAAGAAGGGCACAAGCACCUCUCUGGCUUAGAUGAAGCAGUUCUUAAGAACAUUGAUGCCUGCAAACAGUUAUCAGCCAUCACUCGAACUUCUCUUGGACCAAAUGGCAUGAAUAAAAUGGUAAUCAAUCACUUGGACAAGCUUUUCGUGACGAAUGAUGCUGCAACAAUAGUGAAUGAACUUGAGGUUCAGCAUCCUGCUGCAAAGAUUUUGGUGUUAGCUAGCAAAGCACAGCAAGAAGAAAUUGGAGAUGGAGCAAAUUUGACCAUAUCAUUUGCUGGGGAGCUCCUUGGGAAUGGUGAGGAGCUUAUAAGGAUGGGACUUCACCCAAGUGAAAUCAUCAGUGGUUAUACAAAAGCUAUCAACAAGACAAUUGAGAUUUUAGAUGAGUUGGUGGAGAAGGGCUCGGAAAACAUGGAUGUAAGGGACAAGGAUGCUGUUAUUACCCGAAUGAAAGCUGCUGUUGCUAGCAAGCAAUUUGGGCAAGAAGAAAUAUUGUGCCCUCUUAUUGCUGAUGCUUGUAUCCAGGUCUGCCCCAAGAACCCAAUGAACUUUAAUGUAGACAAUGUCCGUGUUGCAAAGUUGUUGGGAGGAGGAUUGCACAAUUGCUUAGUUAUUCGUGGAAUGGUCCUGAAAAAUGAUGCUGUUGGGACUAUCAAAAGAGUGGAAAAGGCCAAGGUUGCAGUGUUUUCUGGAGGAGUUGAUACAUCUGCGACCGAUACAAAGGGAACUGUUCUUAUUCAAAGUGCAGAGGAGCUUGAGAAUUACGCGAAAACUGAGGAAGCAAAAGUUGAGGAGCUCAUAAGAGCUGUAGCGGAGUCGGGUGCUAAAGUUAUUGUCAGUGGUGGUGCAGUUGGAGAGAUGGCAUUGCAUUUCUGUGAACGUUACAAGCUUAUGGUCCUCAAGAUAAGCUCGAAGUUUGAACUACGGCGGUUUUGCCGCACUAGUGGUGCUGUGGCUCUUUUGAAGCUUCAACAGCCAAAUCCAGAUGAGCUGGGAUAUGUCGAUUCUGUUUCUGUUGAGGAAAUAGGUGGUGUUCGGGUUACAAUUGCUAAAAAUGAACAGGGUGGGAAUUUGGUGUCAACAGUGGUUCUUCGGGCAAGCACUGAUAGCAUAUUGGAUGAUCUGGAAAGAGCAGUUGAUGAUGGAGUUAAUACAUAUAAGGCCAUGUGCAGAGAUAGUCGUAUAGUUCCUGGAGCUGCUGCCACUGAAAUUGAGUUGGCAAAAAGAUUGAAGGAGUUCUCUUAUAAAGAAACUGGCCUGGAUCAAUAUGCAAUUGCAAAGUUUGCUGAAAGCUUUGAGAUGGUUCCAAAGACCCUGGCUGAGAAUGCAGGACUCAAUUCAAUGGAGAUCAUCUCCUCUCUUUAUGCUGAACACGCAGCUGGAAACACAAAGGCUGGCAUACACUUGGAAGAGGGAGGAGUUAUUGAUGUAUCGGUCAAGAAUAUUUGGGACCUCUAUGUUACCAAGCAUUUUGCCUUGAAGUAUGCCGCUGAUGCUGCCUGCACUGUGCUCCGAGUUGACCAAAUAAUCAUGGCAAAACAAGCGGGUGGGCCAAAGAGAGAUCAGCCUGCGGGUAUGGAUGAGGACUAAUUUUGACAGUCGGACAUGCAAUUUUUUAGUGUUGCGCACAAGUUCAGUUUUCCCUUCGAGAUUCCAAAUCCUAGACUGAAAAUUUUGUUUGUAGUUGGAGGAGAAUAGUUGAUGAAAUGUGUUAUAUGUACAAAUGUCAUUCUCUCGUGCAAAUGUUUGUGUGAUCACUUGGAAUUAAUGAGGAUUUUUUGUAUUAAUGGACGGGAGGAUGCGAUUCUGCAGAAUGGAUGGUCCAGAUCACGGUUCUUUCACUUGGGUGAUGGAAUUUAUGGUUAAAGAAAAGGACAGACCGACCCCCACUUUCCUUUU
Molecule: messenger RNA, 2274 nt
Organism: Amborella trichopoda
Lineage: Eukaryota; Viridiplantae; Streptophyta; Magnoliopsida; Amborellales; Amborellaceae
Product: TCP-1/cpn60 chaperonin family protein
Biological process (GO): protein folding
Molecular function (GO): ATP binding; ATP-dependent protein folding chaperone; ATP hydrolysis activity
Source: RefSeq, a predicted model, not a curated record